AUGCUUAUCAUAUCCGGAGGGGUGAUAGUUUACUACAGUACCACCUGUGCCUGGGCCGUGUUCUACAUGAUCUACUCCUGUAGAACAGUUCUUCCCUGGACCAGCUGCGACAACACCUGGAACACUGAGAAUUGUGUUGAAAACAUGAAGUUAAUGACAACAAGUAGCUCCGCCGUUCCAAACGAAACUCAAGUCAACAAAUCAUUGGCAGUCACCACAAAUCUUACUGACAGCGGUGGGGAGAAUGAAACGUUAUUCCACACUGCAGCUGAAGAGUUCUGGCAAUACAAGGUCCUCAGCAUCAGCUCAGGACUGGAACAUCUGGGAGGCAUCAAGUGGGAACUCGCUCUGUGUCUCCUUGUCACCUGGAUUUUAAUAUUCAGCAGUCUGGUGAAAGGUAUCAAAUCAAUUGGAAAGGUUGUGUACGUGACGGCGACAAUGCCAUAUGUGUUUCUCUUCAUCCUGCUUGUCCGUGGACUGACUCUACCUGGCGGACCACAAGGUGUUCUGUUCUUCAUCACUCCUGAUUUCAACAAAUUAACGGACGUGCAGAUUCUCAUGAUCAUGCAUCGUUCAUGUGAUGUGGCAUGA
Molecule: messenger RNA, 591 nt
Organism: Haliotis rubra (blacklip abalone)
Lineage: Eukaryota; Metazoa; Mollusca; Gastropoda; Lepetellida; Haliotidae
Product: sodium- and chloride-dependent GABA transporter 2-like
Exons: 5
Coding region: 1-591 (196 amino acids)
Biological process (GO): sodium ion transmembrane transport
Cellular component (GO): membrane
Source: RefSeq, a predicted model, not a curated record